AUGCUCAAUUGUCUCUGGAACUUGGUUUUACGACAACUACUCAUCGCAAAUGCAAGCAUCCUUGAGCUGGCAACCAGCUCAUCCACCAGGGCGUGGGAUAACCCAUGUCUGAGAUGGACUGCGGCCGGCUGGGCCGAGGAGCCGAAAGUGGCGUACGUCUCCGCCAUCGGCGUGGGCAAGUCGUCGCCCAACACGCACUGGGUGCUGCGCACGCUCAUCGGGCACAGCAGCGUUGAGCUCACGCACGAGGACCAUGAAGCCGCCGAGGCGGAGCUGAGGGAGGUUGAAGCAGGGAAGGUUGUGGCCAGCGGAGAAGGGGAUGGUGGGUAUGACGGCGAGUACCUCUAG
Messenger RNA from Diaporthe citri, 348 nucleotides. RefSeq lists its product as uncharacterized. NCBI's taxonomy places the organism in Eukaryota, Fungi, Ascomycota, Sordariomycetes, Diaporthales, Diaporthaceae. The record is from RefSeq and is a predicted model, not a curated record. The coding region runs from base 1 to 348 and encodes 115 amino acids. The transcript has 3 exons.